CUCAGAUUGUUUUCAAAAGAAUGUAGUUCCGUUGAAAUGUAACUGUUUUCUCAUUAACAUACUUAAAUGUAAUGCAAGUAUUUCCUUGUUUUAAAGCUGUUCAACACGUUUAGCUAAAGAGUUUACUGCAAGAAUGGCUAAGAUUCUAAAGACAGAAAAGACGUACAUUUCAUAUAUGCUUUUGCUGUCCUCGACUUCCUGCUGUCUCCUGUGUACUGCAAUCACAGAAAAUCUUCUGACGAGCAUUUCUGAGAAAAUUCCCAGGACAGAAAUCUACACACUUGUAGGGCAUCCAGCACAAUUACCGUGUGAUAUCAGCCCCGCGUUUCCCAGUGACGAAGUGUCUCUCGUUCUUUGGUACAAUAACAAAUCUCCUUCCCCGGUUUACAGCCUUGACGCAAGACAAGGAAGUUUAUCUUAUAGUAGGCAUUGGAGAAGUGAUGAGCUGGCAUCUAGAGCAUACUUCAACAUUAAGGAUGUUCCAGCGCAUUUAACACUUGAUCCAGUGACAGAAGGAGAUGAAGGGGUGUUUACGUGUCGAGUGGAUUUCCACAAAGCUAGAACACGAUACUGGGAAGUCGGGGUGAAUCUUGUAGUUCUUCCAAAUAAACCAGUUAUUCGAGAUGAAACCGGACAGCCUCAGCAAAGUUUGAUUGGACCUUAUAAUGAAGGUGAUAUUCUGACUCUCACCUGUGAAGUACUUGGAGGAAAGCCUCAACCAAAUGUCACAUGGUGGAGAGAAUCUGUGCUUUUAGACAACUUCAUUGAGGUUAAGACUUCUUCAACGGUAAAAAAUAUCUUAAAAAUUCCGUUUUUACAGCGGCAUGACCUGAUGGCAGCCUUUAUCUGUGAAGCUUCCAAUACUGAUCUCAUUUUGCCUUUCUCAACUUCAGUCACAGUAGAUUUGAAUUUUAGACCUCUUGAGGUUCAUUUAGUAGCAGAAGGACUACAUCUUUCAGCUGGAAAACGCGCAGAAAUCGAAUGUUAUACAGCUGGUUCACGCCCUCCCGCAAGGAUAUCAUGGUGGAAGGGGAACGUGCGGUUGCUGACUGCUAAGUCUGUGGUUUCUGUAAACGGAAACAUAACAACUAGUAUCCUUACAUUUGCGCCCAGCCUAGAAGAUAAUGGGAUUUACCUGUCUUGCGCUGCAGAGAACCGUCUGGUACCCGGAAGUGACAUGGAGGAUGGAAUUAAGUUGGAGAUACAUUAUGCUCCUCAGGUCUUCCUUCGUCUGGGAAGUAAACUUCGCCAUAGUCAUAUUCAGGAAGGUAAUGACGUAUACUUUGAGUGCAACAUUCGUGCAAAUCCAAGUGCGUCUUUUAUCGGUUGGACAUUCGAGGGACAAGAAAUAUACACCAACACUGAAUCAGGAAUCAUCGUGAGCAAUCAGACUCUUGUUCUACAGAAAGUUCAACUUUCCAGUAGGGGUCACUACACCUGCACUGCAACAAAUAUGGAAGGACGAAGAGAAAGCAACAGCAUAUUUCUAAGGGUACAGUACGCUCCUGUAUGUGUACCACAACAGACAUUUGUGUACAGGGCAGCAUUAAACGACCCAGUUCAAGUGACUUGUGAACUGAGAAGUGACCCCACUGAUAUUAUAUUCAGCUGGUUGUUUAACAACAGUUACAAUAACCACGAAGUGGUUACCUUUGUUUCUAAAGGUACUGUCAGUACCGCUACGUAUACCCCCAAAUCAAAAUACGAGUUUGGAACUUUACUGUGUGCUGGAUCUAAUAGUGUGGGUGAGCAACAGAAUCCUUGCUCAUUUUCCAUCAUACCCGCAGGUGUUCCUGAACCAGUUCGCAACUGUUCCUUUGUCAAUCAGACAGACAAUGAGAUAGGUCUAGAAUGUAUAGAAGGUUAUGACGGAGGCCUGAAACAGCAGUUUUACGUUGAGGUUGAAGAAUCUCUUAAUAACAAGUUGAUUUUGAAUAUCUCAUCUUCGAGACCCUUAUUUUCUAUACAAAAUCUUCCACCUGGAUCAUCGUUCAAUUUUAAGAUUUAUUCAUUCAACAUGCAAGGUAAAAGUGAUCCUGUAGUUUACAAAGGAUACACUUUCGAACCAUUUGGAGAUCAUUCAGAUCAAGAAAAGAAUUGGGCUGUUCCUAUCAAUGCAUUAUUGACAGCUCUUGUGUCAAUCCUUGUUGUCUUGAUUGUCAUUGCAGUGUGUGCUGUUUUUAUUUUAAAACUAAGACUCAUUACGAGAGGUAAAUAUUAUGCAUAA
This is a messenger RNA of Limulus polyphemus (Atlantic horseshoe crab), 2227 nucleotides long. Its product is annotated as kin of IRRE-like protein 3. The record is from RefSeq and is a predicted model, not a curated record. The coding region runs from base 134 to 2227 and encodes 697 amino acids. The transcript has 9 exons. NCBI's taxonomy places the organism in Eukaryota, Metazoa, Arthropoda, Merostomata, Xiphosura, Limulidae. Gene Ontology annotation, molecular function: protein binding.